AUGGGUGACUACUUGACUCCUUCUGAAUUGCCACAGCCAAAAUUAACUAGAACAAAUACGGGAUUCACUCCCAAUCAGAUUAUCGCUCUUGAUACAUCGAUCCCUGAAUCUUCGAAGAAGAUUUGGAAAAAGCACACACAUUUAAAGCCUUUUGACGUUAAGGAGAAGAGAUUUAAGGAUGAAGAGACAAAGAAGAACACCCCGUUGAAUGAUAAUGAAAAAUUCGAGGAGGAAUUCAUCAAACAUGUUGAAAUUACGUUGGCUAGAAAUAUGUACAACUGUGAUAAUUUAGGUGCGUAUCAGGCUGCUUCAAAUACAAUUAGGGACGAAUUGUUAAUUGAUUGGGCCAAUACACAACAGAAACAAACAAUUCACGAUGGUAAGCGGGUAUACUACUUGUCUUUAGAGUUUUUGAUGGGUAGGGCUAUGGACAAUGCUUUGAUCAACUUGAAAAGUAGAGAACACACCAAGAGUGCAUUGCGAGAAUUGGGAUUCAAUUUGGAAGAUGUAUUAGAUCAAGAACCUGAUGCCGCAUUGGGUAACGGCGGUUUAGGUAGAUUAGCAGCAUGCUUUGUUGACUCCUUAUCAUCCAAAAACUAUUCCGGAUGGGGCUACGGUUUGAAUUAUCAGUAUGGUAUUUUCCAACAAAAGAUAAUUGAUGGUUAUCAGGUUGAACAACCAGAUUAUUGGUUAGAAUACACGAAUCCUUGGGAGAUAAACAGAAGUGAAAUUCAAAUCCCGGUUGAUUUCUUUGGUUAUGUAUACGAAUCUUACGAUACCAAUACAGGAAGACCAAAGAAAAUUUGGAAUGGAGGAGAACGUGUGUUAGCGGUUCCUGCUGAUUAUCCAAUUCCUGGAUUCAACACUGAAAACACGAAUAAUUUGAGGUUGUGGAAUGCAAAACCUACAAACGAAUUUGAUUUCAAUAAAUUUAAUGCUGGUGAUUAUCAGCAGUCUGUUGCAUCUCAACAAAAGGCUGAAUCUAUCACCUCCGUAUUGUAUCCAAAUGAUAAUUUCAUGCAUGGUAAAGAGUUAAGAUUGAAGCAACAGUAUUUUUGGGUGGCUGCUUCGUUGCAUGACAUUGUCCGUCGUUUUAAGAAAAACCACAAGGAUAACUGGAAAAAGUUUCCGGAUCAAGUUGCAAUUCAAUUGAACGACACUCACCCAACUUUAGCAAUUGUUGAGUUACAAAGAAUUUUUGUCGAUUUAGAAGAAUUACCAUGGGAUGAUGCUUGGUCGAUUGUGACAAGAGUGUUUGCUUAUACUAACCACACUGUUAUGACAGAAGCAUUAGAGAAAUGGCCAGUAGAAUUGGUGAGUAGAUUAUUACCACGUCACUUAGAGAUCAUCUAUGAUAUCAACUUCUUUUUCUUGAAAGCUGUGGAGAGCAAAUUCCCAAAAGAUCGUGAUUUGCUUAGAAGAGUAUCAAUUAUUGAAGAAGAAAACGGAAAAUCAGUUAGAAUGGCGUACUUAGCUAUAAUCGGUUCUCAUAAAGUGAAUGGUGUUGCAGAAUUACAUUCUGAAUUGAUCAAAACCACGAUUUUCAAAGAUUUUGUAGCAUUUUUUGGUGAUGACAAGUUUAUGAAUGUCACAAAUGGUAUCACACCAAGAAGAUGGUUGAAACAGGCUAAUCCAGAAUUGGCAAAGUUAAUCAGUGAGAAGUUGAAUGAUCCAAACUAUAGUUAUUUAACCAAUUUAGGAAAAUUAAAAGAGUUGGAACAGUUUGUGGACGAUGAUGAAUUCUUGAUCAAAUGGGACAUCAUUAAGUUCAACAAUAAAGUUAAAUUAGCUACCUUGAUCAAACACUUGACAGGAAUUACCAUCGAUCCAACAGUUUUGUUUGAUAUUCAAGUUAAGAGAAUUCAUGAAUACAAAAGACAACAAUUAAACAUCUUUGCAGUAAUCUAUAGAUAUUUGCACAUCAAAGAACUACUUGCAAAGGGCGUUAGUGUCGAGGAAAUUAAGUUGAAAUACUAUAUUUCAAAAUGCUCGAUUUUUGGCGGUAAAGCUGCUCCUGGUUAUUAUAUGGCAAAAACAAUCAUCCACUUGAUUAACGUGGUUGCUGAUGUUGUCAAUAAUGAUGAGGAAAUUGGUAAUUUAUUGAAAGUUGUGUUUAUUCCUGAUUAUAAUGUUUCGAAGGCUGAAAUCAUUAUACCUGCCUCCGAUUUAUCAAACCAUAUUUCUACAGCAGGUACCGAAGCUUCAGGUACCUCCAAUAUGAAAUUCGCGUUGAAUGGUGGCUUGAUCAUUGGUACUGUUGACGGUGCCAAUGUCGAAAUCACUAGAGAAAUUGGUCAGGAGAAUAUCUUUUUAUUCGGAAAUUUGGCCGAAUCAGUUGAAGAAUUAAGACAUAAGAACGUCUAUAAUGGAGUUAAUAUCCCCGAUUCUUUAAAGAAGGUAUUCAACGCCAUCGAGUCUGGUAGAUUUGGUAACCCUGAUGAAUUUCAUACGUUGAUAGAAAGUAUUAGAGAUCAUGGUGAUCAUUAUCUUGUUACUGAUGAUUUUGAUCUUUUCUUGGAUACACACAUCAAAUUAGAAAACAUUUACGGCCACCAUGGAGGAGAUGCAAAAGAUAAGGACCACUUACACAAAUGGGUUAAGAAGUCUGUCUUGAGUGUUGCAAACAUGGGUUUCUUUAGCUCUGACAGAUGUGUCGAUGAAUACGCAGAAAAUAUUUGGGAUGUAGAGCCAUUGAAUCCUUAG
This is a messenger RNA of Debaryomyces hansenii CBS767, 2703 nucleotides long. RefSeq names its product glycogen phosphorylase (gene GPH1). The transcript has a single exon. Gene Ontology annotation, molecular function: pyridoxal phosphate binding; glycogen phosphorylase activity. Gene Ontology annotation, cellular component: cytoplasm. The record is from RefSeq and is a predicted model, not a curated record. NCBI's taxonomy places the organism in Eukaryota, Fungi, Ascomycota, Pichiomycetes, Serinales, Debaryomycetaceae. Gene Ontology annotation, biological process: glycogen catabolic process. Bases 1 to 2703 code for a protein of 900 amino acids.